AUGGUCGACAAGAUGCGCUCCGCGGCGAAGCUGUUUUAUACAGCUGUCUUCGCCUUUUUGAGUCUGACAGAUGCUAGUCAUGCCUCACAAGAUCUGGACGCCACAAAAUGCGCUUUUGCUCCCUCGGCGAUGGUCUCAGAUGCCUGUGUCUCGUACGGAACAAUCAACAAACUCAACGACGAAGUCUACACCCUUCUCCAAAGUAUCACUACCGAAACCGAUUUCUUCUCAUAUUACCGAUUGAACCUGUUUAACAAAGAAUGUCCGUUUUGGAACGAUGCCAAUAGCAUGUGCGGCAACAUUGCAUGCUCUGUGAAUACUAUCGAGUCCGAAGAAGAUAUCCCGCUGAUCUGGCGCUCAGAAGAGCUGAGCAAGCUUGAGGGACCCAAAGCCAACCAUCCGCCACGAAAAGUACAAGAAACACGUCCGAAGGAGCGACCACUCCAGGGUAUGCUCGGCGAGGGCGUUGGCGAGAGUUGUGUACUUGAAUACGAUGACGAGUGCGACGAUCGAGACUACUGUGUUCCCGAGGACGAGGGUUCCGCGGGCAAAGGCGACUACGUGAGUCUGGUGGACAACCCUGAGCGGUUCACAGGAUACUCCGGAGAAAGCGCACAUCAAGUAUGGGACUCUAUAUACCGGGAAAAUUGUUUCAUGAAAACAAUGGAAGAGGAGUUGCAGGAACAGUCUCUCGACAUGCCACUAGGUGGACUCCAGGCUGUAUCUGACUUCCGAAAUGUGUUACAGAAAGAGUCCCAGCGUCUGGACGGCCUGCCGUUGGAUAACGAGUGUUUGGAGAAGCGGGUCUUCCAUCGUCUCAUCAGUGGCAUGCAUGCCUCUAUCUCCACCCAUCUUUGCUGGGAUUACUUGAACCAGACAACUGGAAAAUGGCAACCGAACAUGCAGUGCUACAAGGAGCGCUUGCAUGACCACCCCGAGCGUGUUUCAAACAUGUACUUCAACUAUGCGCUGGUAUCGCGUGCAGUGGCAAAACUCCGCAAGCACUUGCAGAGCUACACCUUCUGUACCAGCGAUCCUGUCCAAGACUUCGACACUAAGCAGCGAAUCAACCAGCUCGCCGAUGUUCUGGCACGCCCUCCUCGUAUCUUCGACGAAGAAGCCAUGUUCCAAGAUGCCAGCGCCCAUGGCUUAAAGGAAGACUUCCGUAACCGAUUCCGCAACGUUAGCCGACUAAUGGAUUGCGUGGGUUGUGACAAGUGCCGCCUGUGGGGAAAACUGCAGGUCAAUGGUUAUGGAACAGCAUUGAAGGUUCUCUUCGAGUACGACGAGACCAAGAAUGGCGAGAACCCACCUUUACGCCGGACAGAGCUCGUCGCCUUGAUCAACACACUCGGUCGCAUCUCUCACAGUCUGGCCGCCGCGCGCAGUUUCCACGAAGCCUAUGAAGCUGGCCAAGAGCACGCGUACCCCCUUCACAACUACGCCCCCUAUGUCGCUAAGCAUGCAGAGGUCGAAGCGGAUAAACAGAAUCCCAGGCGGCUUUUCCAUGACGGUGCUGGUAACUUAUACUAUGAAGACGGAUCCGCUCCAGGUGAUGAAUGGUACCAGGGCAGCCAAGAAUUUGAGGGCCGCAAGCCAUGGGAAUACCCUGCCCGGUCAGAAGAUGCGACCACAAUGGAUGAAAUAGCAACAGAAUGGAUGGUUAUUCGCGACACAGCCCUGUUUAUCCUCAAGAGUUGGAUUGGCGCUCCUAAAACGCUUUACUCGAUUUGCAAGUUUGAGGCUACGCGCCUUUGGCAUUUUUGGCUAGGUCUGCCUGUACCUCCUCGCCAGUGGGGAUUAAAACCUCCUGGUGCCGAUGAUCGCAUCGCGCAGUCUGUCCAUAAUCAAGAACUAUGA
This is a messenger RNA of Penicillium angulare, 1860 nucleotides long. RefSeq names its product ER oxidoreductin. The record is from RefSeq and is a predicted model, not a curated record. The transcript is spliced from 3 exons. Gene Ontology annotation, biological process: protein folding in endoplasmic reticulum. Gene Ontology annotation, cellular component: endoplasmic reticulum membrane; endoplasmic reticulum. Gene Ontology annotation, molecular function: thiol oxidase activity; protein-disulfide reductase activity; FAD binding. Bases 1 to 1860 code for a protein of 619 amino acids. Lineage: Eukaryota; Fungi; Ascomycota; Eurotiomycetes; Eurotiales; Aspergillaceae.